GUUUUCUUUCUUCAGAUGAAGGUUCCCGCGAAUCUUAGUGAAAACACUGAAAACCUUCAGUAUGCGAAUUGGAUUCGUCUGCAGAUUGGCGAUUUCUUGAAAGAAACUGAACUUCCAUCAGAGAAGCAAGAAAACUUGCAGAAAUGGAUGAAGAACUUUGGCGAGACUCUGGCUUCCAUAAAGUUCUCAGAUGUCGUGGAGAACAAGAAAUUCACGUGUUCUGUCAGAACUGCUGGAGACCUGGAACUCGAAAUCGGAGAUUCUUUCUGUCCUUCGGAAGCUGAAAUCCUGCUCGUCAUGCCAACAGAAGCCCUACGAAAAUCAGAUUAUCUGAACUGUACUUUUUUGGACAAACGGAGGAAGAUGAUUGAAAGGAUCCAAAAGAAAGUUCUAGAAAUAACCGUCGGAAAAAUUGAGCACUGGUCAGACCAUUACCCAGUUCUCGUUGUUGCUCCAGAAGGCCUUGGUUGUCAUGCAAGGGUCAUAAUCGACGUCGUUCUUCCAGAAGAUUUUGUUGGGAAUUCGCGUUUCUUACCAGACAGAAGCAAUUUGCGACUGAAUUGGUUCACCUCUCUGUGUCCAGAAGAGCUUCGGAAAUUCAUCCCGAAGAACACUUGCGAAGAAGACAACCUCAUCGUUUCUCCGUUCACGAAUGGUUUACACGCCAGAGGCUCUGCGCGAUUGAGAAUACACGAUUUGAUGCGGAAGCAUCUCAGUGCAGAUAGUUCGAAUUUACGGGAUGCUUAUCGAUUGUGCUGCGUUUGGUUGCGACGAAGACGACUUCAUGGGGAUAAAGGUAUGAGCAAAGUUGUGGUCGCAGCCUUGCUCAUGUGGCUUUGUGUGAAGAAACGAAUACAUCGUGAUAUGAGUUCAUACCAGAUACUUCGGAAUUUCUGGAGCUUUCUGGCGAAUAAUGGCUUGCGGGAAACCGGUGGAAUCUCGUUGGAGAAGGCCCAGAAUUCCGUGGAAAUGUUCAAGAAGCAUUUCCCUGUCGUCGUGUUGGAUCCUUCCGGUUUAUACAACGUUGCUCAAAUGAUGGAAGAGCAUGUUGUUGAUCUUAUUGAACGAGGGGCUCGACAUGCUUUGAAUAUUUUAUCCUCGAGGGUCGAUUACGCUUUUCAAAGCUUAUUCGUCGAGGAUACCGAUUUUUACCGACAGUUCGAUGCAGUUUACAGUGUACCCGAAGCCACUUUGGAAAGAGUCUGUCAAUGGCAUGGAUCAUGGAAGUUCCUGAUGGACCGUGGUUUAAAAACCUGUGGUCAGGAAGCAUGUGUUAGAAAUGUUUUGAUUCCUGCUUUGGGUAAAGCAUUGGCUGCGAGACUUGAGAGAUCCAUCGACGCUUUAAGAGCUUUAAUUCACGCUGAGCUGACAUGUCAUUGUAGAGCGGAAUACAUAGGACUUCUACCUUCACGGACAAUUGGAAAACAGCUGAUAGGAGUGAUUUUAGCUCGGGAUGCACUGCUGACUCAAUUUGAAAAGGGCCCUGUGGUUGGCACAAAAGAGGCGGAAGAAUUCAGAGCACUUUGGGGCGAGAACCGAGUGCAAUCUCGGCUGAUGCCCGAUGGCUCCGUGGUUGAAGCUGUUGUCUGGGCGCCUGAAGAAACGAGGGUACCCGGCGGUGUGGUUACACGAAUCAUCAAGCAUAUUUUUAAUUUGCAUUUCAACUCGUCAACGAAAAAGGGGAAAGAUGGAAGGGUUUAUAUGACUGCGGAUUUCGAUCCGGUUAUUUUCACGGCGUCCAAGCGAGCUGCGGAAGUGUGUUCGGCGGCCGAAGAACUGACGAAAGAAAUUAUCGGGCUGAAGGAUGCUGUUCUCGGGGUUACCAGUGUUCAAGGCAUUUCCGCAGUUUUUGGCAAGUUUGAACCGUGUCCUCCUCAAAGGUUGCCUUCUGUGAAUUUUCGAAGGCGCGAACAAGGCGAGGACGACGGCGAAAGCGAGUCGAAGAAAAGGAAACUUGAUUCUGCUGUUGCGAAUCGACUCAUUUGUCCUGAAUACUUGGAAACAUCGGAUUUGUGUUUGAAAUUGGAAACAUCUGGGAAGUGGCCAACGGAUGUCGAAGCUAUAAGAAGAAUGAAGACGUUGUUGCUCGCUGAUUUAGGACAAAAACUCAACAAAGCAUAUGGAUUGAAAACUGCGGUGACGCCAGAUUCCUUGAAAGUCGCAAAAGACGGAUUUGUUUUCUCCUUGUUUUUGGGAGUUGAGAGAGAGUUGACGCUGAUGGAACUCACGCGGGAUGAGAAAGGGGUUCUCCUUUCCCGGGAAACACAGGCUUCCGCAAAACUGAAACGAGAUGUUGUUGGAAGACCAAUUUUGAUGUCGCAUUUGAAUGGGUUGAUUGGAUCGUAUUCUGGGUGGAGUGAUGGAGCACGAUUGAUUUUGAGGUGGAUCCGAGCACAAAUGAUCUCCCGCGAAAUGAUCUCGGAUGAAGUUAUAGGACUGCUGAUCGCAACGAUAUUUGCCUGUCCAAAAUCACUUCCGUUGCCCACUACAUGCACCUCUAUUUUGGCAGCGUUCUGGUCAUUCAUUGCGGGAUUUGAUUUCACCACUCUGCCAAUCGUUCUCAAUUUUGAGAAGCCCAUUCAAUUGGAGAGUAUUGCAGCUGUGAAAGCUGAAUUUGUUGAGAGGAGAAAAGAGCUCCCUCCUAUUGUAAUCAUCACUCCGUUUGACCAUUCCGGAUGUGAAUGGACUCGAAGUGGCCCAUCAUGGCCGGUCCUAUUGCAUUUGAAAAAGUUGUGCAAAGCUGCUGUGGACUUGUAUGAAGCGGGUUGCUGUUCCGAUUCCUUCGUCCCCAACGGGUUCUUCGUGCCGUCUCUCGAACUAUUUGAUGCCGUGAUAAAACUGAGACCUAUGGCAGUUGUCAGGAGAAACGAUGUGGUCCAUUUUUCGUCCUUCGUGAAAGAAGCCAAAAAGGAUCGACUUUUUUCUGGGAAAACCAAGUAUCCGGACUCGUUUCCAGUGUUGAAUUUUGACCCGGUGUCAAUGUAUGUCACGGAACUCGAAGAACAUUUAGAAGAUGCUGCUUUGGUGUUCCAUGAUGUGUAUGGUGGGAACAUCAUUGGGAUUGUUUGGAAAAAUUUGGACGCCGAUGCGGAGGCGAAGAAGAGACUGGAGUCGAGACAUUUGAUCACUGCGGAUGGAAAUAAACGUGGUUUGUUGUCGAUUGCUGCCACAUUGGGUCAAGACAUUUGUGAAUCGAUCUGCGAACGCGGAAAUGACGGAAAUCUUGUCGACGUGUUUGGCGGGUUGUGACGGAAAUGCACAAUUGCGGCUUGUGGGGAUUUCUUUAUUUAAUUUUUGCUGAUUUUUCUUUUUAUAGGAACGAUUUUAAUUUAAUUGCAGAGCAUUAAGCGGAAAUUUUGUGGCUCCGGAAAAUUCGCGAAGAUCGCCUCGGCAAAAAUGGCAUCCUCGAUGGUUCUCGCCGGAUUGGCCAUGGCAACAGUUGGUUUUGCCGGCCGGUAUAUCGCACGUCAGAUGCCGAAUAUGUCUCAGAAGUUCUCGCAAAAAAUGAAGGAAUUUCCAACAGAUUCCUUCACCGGAAGCAUGUACUACAAAGGUGGAUUUGAUCCAAAAAUGACUCGUAGAGAAGCCGCUUUGAUUCUAGGAAUUUCACCUUCUUCAAAUGAGCGCAGGAUCAAAGAAGCGCAUAAGCGAAUCAUGGUUCUCAACCAUCCUGAUCGCGGUGGUUCGCCUUACAUUGCUGCCAAAAUCAAUGAAGCUAAGGACCUGUUGGACAAUAGUGCAAAGUGAUAAUUUGCGGGAGUAUUCGGGUGCUUUUUUUUCGCCGUGUCUGAGUGCCGUCAAAUUUCGCAGUUUGUUAGUUCGUAAUAUACAGUGUUCAUGCGAA
Messenger RNA from Notodromas monacha, 3844 nucleotides. The record is from the annotation of a GenBank genome assembly. Lineage: Eukaryota; Metazoa; Arthropoda; Ostracoda; Podocopida; Cyprididae.